Molecule: messenger RNA, 3534 nt
Organism: Alosa alosa (allis shad)
Lineage: Eukaryota; Metazoa; Chordata; Actinopteri; Clupeiformes; Clupeidae
Exons: 4
Coding region: 174-1739 (521 amino acids)
Source: RefSeq, a predicted model, not a curated record
AAUCAUUAGCUGCACUGGUUCAAUAAACUCUGAAUUUCAGAUAGCCACAGCUAUAUCUACAGCACGUAAGGCCAGAGAGGUCUACAGUCUGCAGUAACGACAACAGCUCCAGGCAUGAGUCUGGCUCUUUAUGACCAAAGCUUUUUUGCAACCAACAAACCUAUUUUCGCAAGAUGCCGAGAAGUGACACCUGGCUGGGUGGAGUAGUGUUAGACACAAGGAGAGAGAUGGACAGCGCGGGCAGCUGUGACAGUGUUGUCAGCUUCAACUCUGGAUUUAGCGAUGACAGCCUGGAGCACCUCUCUGCAGAGGAGAGAGCCUGCCUCAUGUUCCUGGAGGAGACCAUCGAAGCCCUUGAGACGGAGGAGGACAGCGGACUGUCCAAUGACGAGCCAGACGCUGUUCCGGCACCAGGGAAUCUGGUCACUAGAAUGGCGAACCUCUCUGCCUCCAUGAGCCACAGCAAAAUAAAAAAUGAAGUGUCCAUUUGUCACAAGGCAGAGCCUGUGAACAGAAUCAGCAAAGAUCACAACCAGAUCCUGAAUUAUCUGGUUCCCACACCUCUGGUCCUGGCCAGUGGGUCCACCAAUGUCCUUUCCAAACCAAGGAGGGGUUUCACACCAAAGGGAGGAAGCUCUCCCAAAAAACCUAUGCCAGCUGUGACCAGUAAAGCACCGCCGGCUCACCCCACCAUCCCAUCUGAGGUGAACGUAGUGGUGAUCCCUCCUCCGCUGAAAGAGACCAGCAGCCCAGCGAGAGCCACUGACCACCCAGCCCCAGGGGAGCAGAGGCUGGCGGAGUGCGCUUCCCCACGGGGCCCGCUGUCAUACGAAGGCCUGGUGCAGCUCCGCAAGGCCGCCUCCAUGAAGAAAGCCCAGGAGGCCUCCCACACCACACAGAGCCAGGCUAAGCAGCCCGCUAAGCCAAUUAAACAGAUUCUCCUUGACGAUGGGAGUCCACAUGCCCAGAGUGACCAGUAUGGCGUCAGAAAGCCCAGCCCUCCCACUGUGGCACCGAAACCGAAAAAGAUCCCCUCGAAUAUUCCCACGAGUCCGCAGACGGACAAGACUGUUAUGGAUCCUAAGAAGGUCAGGAUGGAGGCAUUGUAUAAACUGGGCCUCUUGAAGGAUCAAGAGGCAUCCACAACGCCGCAUCAGUCUAAAUGGGUGCGCCCACCUACGUGUCCACCUCCUCCUCCUCCUCCUCAUCCCCCUCCUGACCCUUUAUCAGUCCCGGAGCCACCCUUCUGCAAACCACCUCCCGUACCUACCACGGUGGCGCUCAAAACUAGGCAGACGCACUGGACGAGCGGCAGGGUCCACCACCGCUCCCUGAGUGACGCCACGUCCGGCGCUCAGCAGCUGUCGGUGAAGCCUGUUGCGGGCAAGGCGGCCACCCUGGAGCGCUCUGGACCGGGCAUGGGCAGCUCGCUGUCCAGCCACACAGUCUCAGACAGCGGUUACAGGGACUCCAAAAACAACCCACCGGAGUGGACAAACAACAAUAACAACAGCGUCCUUCACAACUGCAAGCCCCGCUCCUCAACACUGGACAUGAGAAAAGACUGCAAAGACAGCGGGCAGAGGGAUGGGGGCUCUUCAGCGCAGUGGAAGUCCCUAGAGUCCGGGGUCAAACGUCCUGUGUUGAGCCAGCCAGUGCCCCACAGUGUACUGAUGCUGCCUCGCAUGGGUGAGGACCGGCGGGAAGCCCUGAGGAAACUAGGGCUGUUAAAGGACUAGAUGCCAUUCACUGCCCUCCCCCCAAAAAACUACAUUUCCCAAAAUUCAAAGGUUUAUGUGGUAUGUUCAAAAGGGUUGUUGUUGUUUUUUUAUCUAACGCACAAACUACAAACUACAGUUCAGUCAUGAUUGGUCAGGAUGUCUCUUUAAACAGCAUAAUAACACGAUUAGCUGCAGUGCAUAUCGGUGCAUUAUGAGUUUUGGGAGGCAUUGUGCCUUGUUUUGGGAGGCCUAGUGCAAAUUCAUUCAAUGUAUUCAUUUAUCACACUGGAUGCAUUUAGUGUCAAGUUUGAAGUUAGCAAACUGCAAUAGUGCUCACACACAUCUCAAAAACCUAUUAUUCAAAUAGUACCUAACACUUAAAGGCACUUUAUAUGAAAUGGGACAUUUCAAUGUAGACAUGGUUGGUCUGUGACUACCAGUAUCAGCAAGGACAAGAUGGUUUGACCAGUCAGGCAUUCAUAUAUCCUGUCAGCCAUAGUCAGUGUUACCACAGUUUAUUUUAAAAACCCAUAACAUUCAGUUAUGUCCCUUUUGCCACCAGCAAGAGUUUCUGUACUGCUCAAGUUUCUCUGUGCUCAGUCUUUUUAAAUGCGGCAUCAAAGGUCAGAUUUCCACAGUCUUUACAGCACAAUAAAAUGGUGCUCUUUGACUGUUUAUCCAUUUGUGGUUGCUCAAAUGUGUAAUAUGUAAAACUAAAAAUGUUUCACAAGCCUUGGAUUCCUGGAUUUGUGGCUUGACCCAAAUUGCUCACUGGAGUAGAAUAAUAAGGUGGACAAGGCACAAAAGAAAUAAGAUCUGCUUAGUAAGAACCCAUGGUGUACACUCUGGGCUUUUAAAUUGAGUUGUGUUUCAGUCUCGUUGUUCAUCAUUAAUUUACUUAGUUUAUUCUUUUCUCCUCACCUCACAAAACAAUUUGAGUGGAGGCAAGGAAUUCUUUAAGAGUGCAGCUUCAGUACCUGAAUGCCUUUCUCUUAGUUUCUGUCUGAACAUUCUGUACAAAGGUCUCUCAUUACUUAAGUCUCCCCCAUAACACAUACGUACACACACACACACACACUCGAACCCAAGCCAAGCUACUCAUCUUACACGCAGCACACCGGCAUUUGAGAUCUCCUGUCAGCGAGCUCCACAUUAUCAGAUUAUCCUGCUGUGUGACCGACCACUGACACGGCAAAGUCAAACUGACCACCAACUCCCAUCAAUCACCAACGCUGCCUAGGACCACUGGCCUUAGUGACACGUGCAAGGUGUGUGUGUGUGAUCCAUCACCUGGUCAUAACAUGACCUUGUUGUCAUGACAGCAGAGCAGGAUGAUCUGAUAGCGUUGUGAUAUGAUUGGGCUAUGAGCGUGAGCUGUUCUGAGCUGGUACAUCUUUGCAUAGCGGAGGUGUCACGAAGCUCUGCUAGCAAAGCCUCAACUCUGUUGUCAUAUCAGGCUGUCACCAUGGUGAGAAAUGUGAUCUGGAGGGAGACACCUGAGACUAUAAAAGCACCAUUCAAAUUAAGACAAGCGAUGAGAGUCUUUCGGCUUUUCAGAGAGCAGGUAUCUUGUGUAUGUUGUGUGGCCAUAUACAUUCCAUGACAUAUGAAGGCGUCAACAUACUUAGUGCAUAUUUGUCUUCAUACACCACACUCUAUCAACUGUACUAUACUAAGGUGCUUAAAGCUACGUACAGUGAUGAAAGUACAAAAAAAAAAACAUUUAAGUAAUUUAUUAUGGCUGUUACAUUGGCCAGACACGACAUUUAAAUAUUACAUUCCAUAAUAUUUACAGGAACAUUUGUGAUGAAAA